GCAGCGCAUGUCAGUUGGCCAUCCGUCGCUUGCUCCGCUGCCGCGACAGAUCUCUCUUGCAUUGCGUCACUCUUCCUCUCUCUCUCGUGAUUGUGGAGUAGUGUUGCGGACAACCAGUGAUUUACGACUUUGAGCUUGAGUUUUGAAUUCGGUUUUGGAGCUUUUGGUGGCUAUGGCGGCGCUUUCGAGCUCACCUGUGGCUCCGUGCUGCGUUAAGGGCGCUGUUGCAGCGAUCCGAGCAAUGGAGAGGACCAGAACGCUGCGGAGCAGCGUAUGGCAGAUGGGUUGCUGCCCUGUUGAGCAUCUGCGGUGCGGUGGUCAGGUUGGAGUUACUGCCGUUACCAAGAGACGUGGUGUUGUGGCGUGCGCUGCUGCUGCUGCUUCGUCAACUACUGAUGUACCUACAGUGGCCGAUACGAAGCUAUCGUUUAUCAAAUCAUACAGGAAGCCUAUCCCUAGCAUUUACAGCAACGUAAUUCAGGAGCUCUUGGUGCAACAGCAUUUGAUGCGAUACAAUUCGACCUAUGUCUAUGAUCCCAUCUUUGCUCUAGGAUUUGUGACUGUGUACGAUCAACUCAUGGACGGGUAUCCAAACGAUGAAGAUCGUGAUGCAAUCUUUAAGGCUUACAUUUCCGCAUUGAACGAGGAUCCCGAGCAGUACAGGAAAGACUCUAAGAAGCUCGAGGAGUGGGCCGCAGCUCAAAGUGGAAGUGGUAUUGCCGACUUUGCAGGUAAGGAUGGUGAGGUGGAGGCUGCUCUUAAGGACAUCGCGGAGCGGGCCGCAGGAAAAGAGAAAUUUCACUACAGUCGAUUCUUUGCAAUCGGCUUGUUCAGACUUCUUGAAUGCGCCAAGGCCUCCGACCCAGCUGUGUUGGAAACGCUGUCUAAGGCCCUGAAUGUGAGCAAGAGGAGCGUGGAUCGGGACUUAGACGUGUACAGGAACCUGUUGUCUAAACUGGCUCAAGGGAAAGAGCUGAUCAAGGAAUACGUUGACAGGGAGAAGAAAAAGAAAGCAGAGCGAGAUGCGGCUGCAGCAAAUAAGUCAUCAGCCGAGUCUGUUGCAAAGACAGAGGGCUCCAAGCCCGAGUAAGGACAGUUUGAUUAGUCGAAGUUUCUUGUUUGUUCACAGCCCAUCCUUUUGACACUAUCAUUCUUCCAGUUGGAACGAGUAUUCUAGAGACCUAUCUGCUCUGAAUCUUUGUUGGGGCAGUAUUUUGAGAAAGCGCGAGAGCAAGCAUAUUCAGGGUUGAUGUUUCAUGUCUGACAUGAUUUCCGUAGUAGGUUAGUGAUCACGGAAAUGCCGUGCUAUGACUUAGUGAUCUAGUCACUUUCCAGGUGUGUGAAGCUCUCCAUGUGUUUCCAAACAGAUGCUGGAGUAGUAGGGCAUGGUAAAAUUUCUAAUAGCACGCAAGUAGGAUCCUGUACCUUAUGGCAUGAGCUGGUGUAACUUCUCAUUGUAAUAUGGCUGACAUCGGUUACCACCUGAAACAAAUGUGUGCUCCUUUGCCACUGAAUUUUAUUUUUCAGUGAUCCCAAAGAUGGCACACACUAACGUAGUUCUUAUUAUGCAAGGAAUGUGUUUUAAUACAUUAACUGGAAGUUUAUGAGCAA
Molecule: messenger RNA, 1611 nt
Organism: Physcomitrium patens
Lineage: Eukaryota; Viridiplantae; Streptophyta; Bryopsida; Funariales; Funariaceae
Product: protein THYLAKOID FORMATION1, chloroplastic
Biological process (GO): thylakoid membrane organization; protein import into chloroplast thylakoid membrane; photosynthesis
Cellular component (GO): chloroplast thylakoid
Source: RefSeq, a predicted model, not a curated record